GGGAGGAGGCAGGAGAGAAGAGGGAAGAAGCUGGAGAAAAGGAAGAAGGAACCACGUCACCGGCUGUUUCCCGCCUGCGUCCGCCGCGGCCGCCCCCGCCCUCCGCCGUCUCCAGGACGCUGACUGGCGUCUUGGGCGGGCGGCUGGCGCAGGCCGUCUCACUCGAGUCUCCCAGCCGCGCUGUGCGCGUCCCCAGCCGUACCGGACCAGGGCGGAGUAUCUUAAAAAGCAUGGAGAUAAGAUUAGAAAUCUUGACAUCAACAAGUAUCAAGCAGAAAAAACCCUGGCCAAGAGUUUCCUGGUUAGGACAGGAAAAUGAAGCUGUUUUUCUUUUGGGUGAUAAAUUUAUAAAUGAAAUUAAUCUGGUAUCAGGAAGAACAAAGAAGAUUUCUAGUCUACAGCCUUUGUUGAAGGAUGUUUUUGUUCUGACAACGUCCAGUAAUGAUGCCUGGCUGGCUGGGGUACUCACUACAGGGGAGCUUUUCCUUUGGAACAAAGAUCAAGAUUGCUUGAAAACUAUACAAGUAACUGAAAAGCCUAAAGAAAUGAUUAAAGCUACAGUAGCAAGCUCUUCAAGACUAUACAUGUCUGUAUCUGAAAAUGGGAAAAGAGUCCUGUUGAUAACACUUUCUGGAUGCAUAUUUCUCUGGGAGUAUUUGGAGUCAAAGAAUAACUUCUUUUCAAAAAGCCUUUCAUUGGUGGGUCAGUGGUCCCAGAUCAUACCUGAAGAAGCAGUUCUUUUGCCUUCCAUUGAAGAUAAAGAAGCUGUAGUGAAUGCGGUUUUUAUUAAAAAUGAGUUAUUUGGAGACUGCUGCUUGUGUUCGUUUACUUUUUAUUCUGGGGAAUGCCUGAAGUUAGCAUUUUUAGCAAUUUGGUGGCAUGAGAAUGUAUUUACACCUAUAAGGUUAUUGCCAUUUCAUGUUCACUGGUCACAACAGGACUGUCUUCUGUGUAGUCUAAUUCCCAAAUGUGAAUCAGUAAAGUCAAGAGGAGCUCUGAUUUCUGCCUUUUCAAGAGAUGGUCUUACCCUGGCAGUAACUCUUAAUCAGAAAGACCCAAAG
Messenger RNA from Castor canadensis (American beaver), 1061 nucleotides. Lineage: Eukaryota; Metazoa; Chordata; Mammalia; Rodentia; Castoridae. The record is from RefSeq and is a predicted model, not a curated record.